CCGUUCAUAAUAGAGCGAUAGAGCUUUCCAGUCGGCGAGGCCGACACAAAAAAGGUGUGCGCGGAUCGCACUCGCCGACAAGUACUUCCGAAAGUCCGUCAAACGAUUGCGCAAGGCCCGAGUCAUGCCCAAGACCUUGCUGCAGUGCUACAACAAAGGGUGCCUAAAGAAAUUCGAUCCCGAUGAGAACGCGCCAGAUGCAUGUGUACAUCACCCGGGAAAACCUGUAUUUCACGAUGCCUACAAAAGUUGGUCGUGCUGCAAGGCCAAGACCACGGAUUUCACAGAAUUUCUAAACAUCAAGGGUUGUACAAAAUCGUACCAUUUGGACCAGAAGCCCCCAGAGUCGCCAAAACCAGAAAGAAAAAUUGAUCCUGAACUUGAAGCUCAACUUGAGGCUGCAAAUAAAGAGAAAGCAGCAGUGCGUGCUCAGAUAACUCCGAUUAUUAGACCUAAUGAGAAUGACCCACUGGUGCGGCUAAAAAGCUCCAUUGGUUCAAGCCUGACUCCUCUGCUGAGCAAGCUUUCCCUGGAGAAAAAGGUUGAUGCUCCUGAAAUUGAAGCUGAUAACAUUGUUACCGUUGGCACAACGUGCAAGAAUGCCGGUUGUCGGCAGACUUACAAAGGCGAACAAAGCAACCUGGACACCUGCUUCUACCAUGCAGGCUAUCCCAUAUUUCAUGAAGGGAUGAAGUACUGGACUUGUUGCCAGCGCAAGACGUCAGACUUUGCCAACUUUCUGGAGCAACAAGGUUGCACGUCGGGCAACCACGUGUGGAUAAAGAAGAAAACUGCCGAGGCACAGACGUCGUGUCGUUACGACUGGUACCAAACUGGAAAUUCUGUGGUGAUCAGCAUUUUUACCAAGGUGCCCAUACCCGAUGAAUCAUACGUGGAGGCAAACUCGGUCAAGUUACACCUGCACAUUACCUUUGGGGAAGACCGCACCAUCUACGAUGAAGUUAUGGUGCUUCACGGAGUAAUUGAUGUGGAGAAAAGUUUGGUGCAGUACCUUGGAACCAAAGUGGAAAUCAACCUCAAGAAAAGAGACGCUGUAGGCUGGAGACUGCUGACCCUUCCACCACAAAAGCCACGGAUUCAGGAUGGUGAUGGAGACAUUGAAGACUCAUGAAACAAGCCUUGUGCCAGAUAUGCUGCAUGGCUGCAGCUCGGGCAGCGAAAUGUCGAGACAGUUCAUCUAACUUAAUUGGAACAUCCUAAUCAAAGAACAUGUGGUUAUUAAAGAGAUUUGACUUUGUUUCACAUUU
Molecule: messenger RNA, 1268 nt
Organism: Rhipicephalus microplus (southern cattle tick)
Lineage: Eukaryota; Metazoa; Arthropoda; Arachnida; Ixodida; Ixodidae
Product: cysteine and histidine rich domain containing protein
Source: RefSeq, a predicted model, not a curated record